UUUUAUAUUUCACCAGUUCUCAUCGUUCGUACGAGUGUAUGCGUUUCACCGUUCGCGUAGGUAUUUUAUACGUUGCAUAGAAAAAAUUUAAAUAUUUGAAAUAGCAGUGAACAAAAGAGAAAUUUGACAAAUAGAAGCGAUGCAAAUUUUUUAUCCCGUCAUCGAAUGAAACAGGAAAUUGUUUCUUUUCCUAGACGGAAAACGAAUUUUUUCCAUUCUCUCGAUGAGAAUGUCAUUGCGAGUCGAUGGAAAAUUUCUUUCAAUUCACGAAGGAACGGUUCGAACGAGACUUACGUAAUUUUCGCAGGAUUGAAACAGUCGUAAAUGAAGGGAUGAAAUUUUCCUCGUUUCCGCAUAAUUGGCUCGUUAUUAUCGCCCUAAUUGGACUAUUUUUUACCGAACGUUCAACAAUGAAAGACACGUACACACAUACAUAUACAUAUGUACGUACACUGUACUUUGAGUAAUAUUUAUGAUCGAAAUUAGUUUUGCGUAGUUCGCGAACCGUUUAAAUUGAUCAAUUAACUGGUCACAAUAACAAUUUAAUUGGCGCCUUGUUACUCUCGCGGAAAAUUUAAUAAUUAACGCGAGUAGCUCGCGUAAGAAAAACGGCAGAAGGAAACAGCGUUGGAUGGAAAAUUACAUUGCCCGGGAUAUUCAGCAGAGGAGGUAUCAGCAUAAGAAAGUGGCGAUCAGAAUUUCGGACCGAUGGAACAUGACGAGUAGAUCCGUGAAUUAACAGGUGAUUAAUGCGCUCUAUGACGCACGCUUAAUGGAUCGCGGUCGAGCCGUGUAAUGCACGCGAGCGAACAGCACGAUUUUCCUCGCUGCUCGAAUUAAACGGACGGACAGGAAGAGCCCAUUUGUACGUUUUAAUUCUCGGCAGCGUGUGAGCGCGCCUCAGGGGCAGAUAGGGAAAAAAAGGAAGUGUACCAGCGGAGAAGGAAAAAGGAAAAUAAAUAUAUAUACGAACUCGCCGGUUCGGUAACGCGUUUCUUCGCUCUCUAAACAGCUGCAACAACGUUCAGAGGUUUCCCAGUGAGCGGUGGAAGCAGCGAUCGUCGAUUUCCCGCUAUAUAACUCGGAAACCGAGUGACCCGGUUUCUCGGGAAGCAACGAGCCGGCCAAUUUCUCGAGGAAACGCAGACGAGCCGAGCCGAGCAGUUUCGAAUUAUGACCAAAGCGAAUACCGAUCGCCGGAGAAUAUAGUGGAAACACGUGGCUGGAGCCGCGCGCGAAAGAGCUUAAUCCCCGGGAGACCGAUUUCCCUCGGCGAUAUUAAAACUCCGGGGGAUCGAAAUUACGGUUGCCGGUACGGUAAAACCGUACAAAUGGAUUCGACGAAUCGAUAAUGCGCGAUUGUAAAUCCUGACCCGUAGCGAGUCGCGUGUCUGAUGAAUAAUACAAUUCUUCCUCUCGCGUUGAAUCCAUCCAAAGGGGAAAACCGUCGGAUAACUUCGUAAAACACUUAUAUCGACUGACACUGUUACGCGGGAACCGUAGAAGACGACAACGGUGAACCGCGUCGCGUCGUGUAAAUAUUUCAGUGUAAUAACCUGUUCGACGACCGGCGCCGUGCCGCUGUUGAUCGAGAGCCGAAAUCGCGAUCAGUUAUGACGUUGGACAGCAGUGAUUUGCAUACAAGUCGACGAUAAGCUACGGGCAACGGCGUGACAGUGAUGUGGGUGUAUCUCGAUCGCGAUUCCACCGUUACCGCGGCUGAUCUCUGCGAGUAACUGAUAAGGAGAUCGAGGUGUGUUUGCGUUCGGGGCUCUUCUUCGCGAACCUGUGUCCGGAAGACAAACACCGGGAAGACAGGAUGAAGAACAGACGUGGAAGGUGGCUCUGCUUUGCGCUGCACUUGGUCACGUUUCUUUUACAUCACACCGAGUGUGCGGCGAAGAACGGUGGAUCGGUGGUGGAGCACCAUCCGUCUUCUUACUGGGAGCAAACCUUUAGCCAGCCUUACUUCGACAACACGACGAAGAGGGAGACCACGACAACCGUCGGGCAAACCGCUUUCCUGCACUGCAGGGUGCGCAAUCUGGGUGAUCGUGCCGUCUCGUGGAUCAGGAAACGGGAUUUGCACAUUCUCACCGUGGGAAUCUUAACGUACACGAACGACCAGCGUUUCCAGUCGGUGCACAGCGACGGAACUGACGAAUGGGCCCUGAAGAUUACUUCGCCGCAAGUCCGAGAUAGCGGAACGUACGAGUGUCAGGUCUCAACUGAACCGAAAAUCAGCCAGGCUUUUAACUUAAGCGUUGUGGUGUCGAAGGCGAAGAUCAGCGGGAACUCGGAGCUUUACAUCAAAAGCGGAAGCGACAUAAAUCUGACCUGCAUCGUAUUGCAGACACCUGACCCGCCGUCCUUCAUUUAUUGGUACAAGGGUGAACACGUGAUAAAUUACAGCCAAAGGGGUGGCAUCAGCGUGGUCACUGAAAAGCAAACGCGAACGUCGCGUCUCUUGAUAUCCAGGGCGUUACCUGCUGAUUCUGGAAAUUACACGUGCGCACCGUCUACGGCCGAGUCAGCCAGCGUCCUAGUCCACGUACUCAAUGGGGAGCAUCCGGCUGCGAUGCAACACGGGAACUCGAGCAAUAGCGGCGCAGCAACGAGGACGCUCGCGUUGCUCCUGUUGCUUCUGCACGCCGGCUCGUUCGCGAGGUGACUGGUCGAUCACGAGACCUUCCAAUAAAAACGCGAGCAGAGAAGAACGCUGUUUUUCUUUUAUGUAAUCGAACGGAGGCGAGAGGAUGGAUAGAUGGAUGGAUGGAUGGAAGGAAGGCAGGAAGUAAGACAGGAAGGAAGGAAGGAAGGAAGGAAGGAUGGAAAGAUGGAUGGAAAGGGGAUCAAGAGGAGAGAUGAAAGAAGCGCGUCGUGUCUCAACCAGCAGCAAUCACCUUGAGCCCUUUAUAUAUCACUCUCGAUCAUGCUUUUAACUAAUGAGCAACGAAAGAGCAGCCAGGCCAUCAAAGAGACUCCCUGUGUGACCUGGUGAACUGACAUCUGACUGCUCGCUGCUCCCCGUGGACGUAUCUGGAUCGUCUUGACCUAUCCGUCGAAGGAUGCACUAAUCCCAACAACGGUGUAUAUACCUAGCCAGUUGUUCUUCGUUCUACUCCUCGUUAAAUGUGCGGCGUCGAUCAACGGUUACACGUGAGUGAAAACAGUUCUUCUUUGGUGGUGGUAGUGGUGGUAAUAACGGUGGUGGGUAGUUCUCUUGUCCGGGACGACGUCGAGCCGGAUCGUUGUGAUUGACAAGCAGCCGCGGGUGGUUCGCGAGUGUGCUUCUCUUUCGUUUCCGCGAUGCGCUGGGGUGAAAAACGAUGAAUAGAAUUUCGAGAAACUUGUAAAUGGGUGUUUAGACACGACGCAGUUGGACUCGGUGCGAUCCACGGAACGCUGUCCGCGAUAAUCAAGGAUCUGUGCGGCUUCUUCGUCCUUAAUUAACAGACACGCCGCGUGUCUGCCAAGUUGGACGACUGCCACGUUUUUUCCUUACUCUGACCCCCCCGUUUCCCAUCGCGAGACGUGCAUCCUUUAAAUCGUUUCGUGCUUUUAGAAUUCCGUCGAACGAUCAACGUUCAGAGAGCUGUGCGAUCGAACGAUAGACGAAAUCGAUCCCGAGACUCGAUUCAAUUUCUGUUAAAUACUCGUGGAGAUUUCUAAGGGAGCUCGACUCGAUAAAUACGUUCUGUGUAUUCAUGGUGUGUAGAAGACGUUUUUAGAAAUACAGAAUCUGCAUAUGUAUGAGUCGAACGUCAAAGAAUUUCGACGUGACCAGGCAAGUUAAACGUAGAAUUUGUAUAAUUCCCUUAUCUGAGAAUUGUACAAAUAGAAAUGAAUUAUUAAUAAUAUGCCUGCACACCCCGAACAUUUUAAUUUUUAAACAAUGUUUUUCGUUCGGAUUCGUGGAACUCCAUUCUUGAUUAUAAACUCUAAGGUCAAUAUAAAAGAGAUUUUCAAUUUCUUAUGAACACUGCGCUUUAUAUAUUUUAUACGAAACGUAGUGAGAACGCUGAAGAAGAGAAAACCACUCGAGGCCAUAGAAAAGCUCAGUCGUGUACACUAUAACGUAAGCCAAGCAGUGAGAACUAAUCAAGUUAUUGUACAAAUUCGUGCACACUCGCGCCUGAAUUGGUGUUAACGGUGCAUGAUUACCGCCUUUCUCGUCGCGAAAGAACGCUGCUUUUGAUCGGUAACAAGCUCGCGCACGCAGGUCGGACAAAGGGCUUGUUCUAUAACAGCCCCACAUACCGCAGUAAUUCGCGCGAUUAAACGACAGUCAGCAGCACCUGGCUUAGCAGCAGACGGUUACAAACGACCGACGUACGAAGAACGAAAUGAAUUGACGUCGGUUUACCAACGUAACACUUUUUUCGGGUAUCAAUCGGAGGAGUAUAAAAAAGAAAGACCCUGAGCGCGAAUAGAUAAAAGUCGGACGAAUUCCGGUAGAGACGAAUUGGUGACCGCGGCUGGGAAACGUGACGGUUGACGAAUUGCCGGAUUAUAGCGGUUCCCGAGCCACCUAAUGAGCGGGAUUUCCUUUUUAUUAGCUCGAGACUUUUUCCGGAUUCCGCGCGGCUUUUCUGUUUAUUCCCGGCGGCGGAUGGACUACAGGAAAAUUUAUGGCGUUUCCGAGAGGCUGUGUUAACUGCUCGAAUUAAAUUCCCCUAUCGAAACUCGUUCUCGGUCAGAGAUAAUUCUAAACGAACUGGGAAGACCAGAAAAAUAUAUUCGGCAGACCUCAAAAAUAUAUUCUACUAAUCACUCAGCUUGUCUUCAUUCUGCUUUUGCAUUAAACAUUGGACGCACGAACUUAUGUCAUUAUUUCGUUUAAAGCGGCACGCGUUGAAUGCAACAAUAGCCGCGGAAGUAGAAUAGAAGUUCGCUUAACAAGACACGGAAAAUAGAACAUGGGAACGCUGGUAACAAGUAACAUAGGUCUUUGCGUGACAACCGGGUAGAAUAGCUAUGCAUAUACUUGAGGAUAAGCUGAAGCUGGAAAGAUGAAUUCUUUUAUACCGUCUUAUCCCCAGGCUGACGAUGUCGACGUCAGGUUGACGAGCAAUAAGCUUUGAAAUUCGUUAAUAAUUUCGUACAUAUUGUUCAUAUACUUUUUUCUCUGCAAUGAUCAGUUCAAUAGUUAAUACAAAAUUAUAGAAUCAAUCGAUACUAUUUUUAUUCCGAUAAAGAGAUUAAUAUAUUCGAAAGCAUAAACGCGAUGCCAGAAUGCUAUCAAGUCGAUGCGUCGUCCAGCUUAUCCUCGAGUUUUUUUAUCAGACGUAAACACGAAUCGCGGAUAACCGGAAACGUUUUACACGGGCCGAAGUUGCGGAGAACGCAGCACGACGGCGACGACGACGCGGCCUUCGCGGAUUCCCGGAUAAGAAGCAACGUAUUUUCCGUGGCCCGGCGUGACCCGAAUAUUACAACAAAACCUCGGGUCAGGAAUUCCGCUCGAAUGCCGGAAGCGAACCGCUGUCUUCUCUUCCCGGCCCUCAGGGCUCCUCCGCUUGAAUUUCCACCCAGACAAAUAUUUAGAACUCCAUCGAGUUCGUGCUCUGAGCAACAUCCACCGAUCCUAGAUCUGGAUGCAUAGUAAUAAUAUGCGGCCAAUUUCGCCGAUUGCUUUUUCUCAUCUUACGUAAUAAACGCGUCGGUACGGCCCUUUUAAUUAUACUUUCACCGACUUCUUUAACGCAGCUGAUUCUUAACGGUAACAUCGAAGAGAAUCUAAAUUGUUUCGAUAAUAAUCAACGAUUGUCUAGUUGCAUUCUUAUUUGUGAAAACAGCGCAUCUUUAUUACGAUGUAAUGCAACAAAUAUAUUUCAGUUUGUAAUUUUUCAUUUAGGCAUUUUUCACAGUCAAUUUCUAACGUUUCACUUGACGACGUUUUACAAAAAUGUAUAUUUGUGUAAACAUCAGCUGUCUGCUUAUUUGCACAUACGACAAUAGACGUUCUCUGACCAUGAAUACAUCGAAACGCGAUUAGCGGUCGACGUUGAAAUUUUUUAAUACGAUUCACUCGAAUAUUCGCUGAAGCACGGAAUCGUUGGGAGAAGGCGAAAAACGGUUGGAUGGAACAAUCAGAGCUCUGUUACCGUCGGUUCCGCCGACGUUGCGUAAAAUUUGGCUACGGAUUCCCCGGCCCGAAAAAAGUUGUCCGCGACGGGAAGAAACGAAUCCCAUUUGCCUGGCGCUCGUUCCUUUCAAUAUUCCUCUCCCUCGCGUUCUUUCGAAUCCGGACCCGAGGGAAUCCAAGGGAAGAACCCGGAUUACCCGACACCGCCGCAUCGUGGCAGAUCAUUGAUUUCGGAUCGAUUCGCGAGGCCAUCCACAUAUCCGUGUACGUAUCUAAUAGUAGGACUCGAUAAGUUCUCUAGCGUUAAGCAACGCGUUACGUACUCUAGCGACGAGUGGUUUUAUGCUCCUGGAACGUUCCUGUCGUUCCCGACGAAUUCUGUCAAUGUUGCACGCGAGUGUGAAGCAAGUGUUGGGGACUCGAAAGGACUUAAAAGAAAUUCAACUGCGAAUGAGUGUUGUGCAAUUAGCGAUUGCGUCGCGUCUCACGCGGCAAUUUAAGAGACGUCGAUACACCGGAAACAAUUACUGUACGCGCGUAAUAAGAAAAAUUGCGGAAGUUCCGAUUGAAUCGCUGAGUUCAAAGCAGAAUUUCCGGUCUUGAAGAAAUUCAGGCGAUAUUCAAAGCUCUCUAAUGCUUUGUACCAUCAAGGAAGGUCGAAAAUUUGUUGGACGAUUGGAGUCGAGUCCGUAAACCCGAUCACGGAGUAAACUGUUCAUCCGGGGUGCCUCGAGGAAACUCUAUUUCAGAUGUUGCCGUUUCUCGGUGUGCUUAUACUAGGACUUCCGACUUGAACAUUCGGAUUAACGCGUAGAAAGUACGAUCGAUUGGUUCCGAAUAACUGGAAUGCCUUACGAAUGCGAAAUUAGCGCGAACGACUGAUUAUCCCCUGAAAUCUGCACGCUAAAGUAAUUAAUUGCCCAGCAACGACUAACCAUCGGGAAAAUUGAAUAACAAUUCUGAAAUAUCUGCUUCCUCGAUCGAGGGUUAAAUAUUAAUAAACAGACUACGGACGUUUAUUCGAAACAUGACACUUGCGACGUCAAUUUAGAAAAUGAAAUCCAAAUAGGGAUUUGCUUGAUCCUUUUUCUAUAAACGACUAAAAUCCGUGGUCUCAAUAAAGAAAAGUGUUAUUAUUGAAAUUGUUAUUAGAAUUUAUUAUCGUUGAAGUUUAUAAACGAAAGCCUUUUGGAAUUUGAAAAAGCGCGGAACUUGGCAAUUUUUUAUCGCGCAGUUUAUUGUAUCUCGCUCGUACAAUUCUAUCGGUUAUGUCAACGACUAAUAGAGAUUGUAUGCCGUGGGAUUCAUUUUACUUCUUGCGCAUCUCGUUUCACCACCGUUUCGCGCAAACAAACGAAGCGGUUUGGCGUGGCCCAGUAAUUGGUACGAUGAACACGUAAAGUUACGUGAUCAGCCUGAAUAUUGACGAAUGUAAAUAGACGAGAUUGAUUGAACGUUGCAGCGCGGUGGAAACGAUCACGUCGACCCAUAGCGCUGGCAGUUUUACAGCCGGUGUUCGAUUCGAACUCGCGUGUAAUCCUUAAUCGCGUGCCGGACACGCAAGAAUUAUUGCCAGUAAAUUUUUAUGCGGGAUUAUCGUUUCAUAAAUCUUUAGCCUUGUCAAUAUUUCCUUUGAAACUGAAUUUGUUCGUAUUAUUGCCGACGAGAAUGAUUGAAUCAAAGUAAUCGGCGACGAAAUUCUCUCAAACAAUAGAUCUGCGAUUCGCGCGGAGCGAAACGUGUACUUGAGAAUACACGUCGCAAAUGGCUCAGAGAGCAGAGAUAUCUGAGAGCAAAUUUUUCCAUGCUACGUGCGGGGCACGUCAAUUUUUUUUCCGUUGGGAAAGCGAAAAAUUGACUCGUCGGCCUGACCUCUCUGGCGUCGUAACGGGCGACAGAAGCGUGCAAAUAUAUGUAUAUGGAAACGAGCAGGCAGAACGAUAAACGCUCCAAUCGUCCGCGAAUUUUUUCACUAUUUUAUUUUAUAACUGCAUAGGCGUGCGGAUCGUAUCGUCGCCGUUCCGUGCUGCGACCAUGCGUGCACGAACAGCGCUGUAAAUAUUUAAUCGGGCCGCAAAUGUUGAUAAUCGAAGAGUCUCUGAUGAAUUUCCGGUGAUUAGAACCGAAACGAAAAUUGUUCGGUGAAUCGAAAGAGUCUUAUUGUCGUCGGAUGAAAAUUUAUCAAAGCAUCCGGACAUCGAAACGGAAGAUAGUAACACAGUUUCUUCGAUAUCUGAUAGUGAUACGAUGCACACAGCGUGCAGUAAUUGUUCAGAACUGGUCUCGAUAACGAGUACGAGUUUGGCACGUUUGAAGGAUCUGGUAUUUAGAGAACGACGGGAAUGACGUGAAAUGAUCAGCGCGCAAAGGGUUGAAAGUAGAACACGAUCGCCGUUUCCGAUAUUUUAUUCGAACUGCGUUCAUGUCCUAGGGUCGCGUCCGUCGGAUCAAUAUUUCUACCAACUUUUGCAACUAUACACCCGCGACUUCCUUCCUCGAUUCCAAUGAAACGAGAUGUUACCCCCCCGGCCCAUCCCGUAGAAGUUUAGCAGAUUAGCAGAGGCGGCUCGUGCAUAGACACUGCCGAACGAACUGCCCCAAUCUCUUUCGGUAUACAAUUUUCGUUUGUUCCUACUUCGUUUCAUCGUCAACGAUCCUAUGCGAUUCUCUUGUUUCGUAUGAAAUAACUGUGAAAAGUAUACCGCGUAUCCUUACGGUAUCACGAGCCGUCACUGUGCGUUAGUAAAGGGAAGCGACUCGUCGCCGAACCUGAGAUCGGCGCCGAAAGCUCCGCGUCGCUCGCGAGCGAAUCCUUUUGCAUUCCGUCACAACGUCGUUUUUCCAUCCCCGCAUAAUCGCCGAUCUGUCUAAUUGUAAUCAUCGAUCAGCUCGCUGGAUCGAUUCUGACGUAGGUGAUCGCAUCGAGUACCAACGAACAAGCACUACACAUACUAUACUAAUAGUUCAUCCUCGAGAUUCACCUUUCUCGCGAAGAGGUUCGCAUUUUUUCUAUUUUAUAUCGGACAUACGGACACGCAUACACACGUGUACACGCUCCUAUACAGACACGGACACGAGCCAUUAUUCUCCGCGUUGGAAGUUUCCCGAGAUCACUUCCAACGCCCACUACUUGCCGGGUAAACGGUUAAAUCGCGAUGAUUGUAACUCCUACGACAUACACGGACACACGAGCUAAUCGAAUGACUGGUAGCGAGUAAGUUAAUCGAACUUGUAACGAGAUCAAUUAUUGUUAGCGAGCGGUAAACGUACAUAUGUUUUAGUAACACUAAUCGAGGAUGUUACAUUACUAAGUACUAUUCAUGUAUAUAUACGUAUUAACAAUAACAAUUUACCGUUUAUGUUCAAUCCAAUUGUACCAGAAUUCGUAAGCCAAUUAAAGAAUAACGAUUAUUUGUGGGAA
Molecule: messenger RNA, 9509 nt
Organism: Ceratina calcarata
Lineage: Eukaryota; Metazoa; Arthropoda; Insecta; Hymenoptera; Apidae
Product: hemicentin-1
Exons: 7
Coding region: 1820-2671 (283 amino acids)
Biological process (GO): synapse organization
Cellular component (GO): neuron projection membrane
Source: RefSeq, a predicted model, not a curated record